Penicillium verhagenii is the source of this 2403-nucleotide messenger RNA. RefSeq names its product beta-glucosidase. Bases 1 to 2403 code for a protein of 800 amino acids. Gene Ontology annotation, biological process: glucan catabolic process. NCBI's taxonomy places the organism in Eukaryota, Fungi, Ascomycota, Eurotiomycetes, Eurotiales, Aspergillaceae. The record is from RefSeq and is a predicted model, not a curated record. Gene Ontology annotation, molecular function: beta-glucosidase activity. The transcript has 7 exons.
AUGCAUUUGGAGAAGCUUGGCUUGACACUGGCCGUUUUGUCCCUCUGUGGACUUGGUCAUGCCGAGAGCCAGAUUACUUCUGACACUCACUUUUAUGGAGAUUCUCCCGCUGUGUACCCAUCACCAAAUGGCUCGGGAAGUGGUGAUUGGGCUGCAGCCUAUAAGAAGGCUAAUGCUUUGGUUAGCCAGAUGACAUUGGAGGAGAAGAAUAACCUCACUUACGGUAUCGACACUACUAGUACAAGCUGUGUGGGAGUAAUUGGAGCUAUUACUCGUCUUGGGUUCCCUGGUAUGUGUCUUCAGGAUGCAGGCAAUGGAGUCCGCAUGGCGGACUUUGUGAACAGCUACCCAAGUGGAAUCCACGUUGGUGCUAGUUGGAACAAGUCGCUUGCCCAUGACCGUGGUUGGCACAUGGCUGGCGAGUUCAAGACAAAGGGUAUCAACAUCGCUUUGGGCCCUGUUGUUGCGCCAUUGGGAAAAACAACUACAAAUGGAAGAAACUGGGAAGGUGCUGCUAGUGAUCCUUACCUGAGUGGUGUGCUUGCCGCACAAACUGUUGAGGGUAUGCAAGGACAAGGUGUGAUCUCAAGUGUCAAGCACUUCAUUGGAUACGAACAAGAGCUAUACCGCAACCCUAGCACCAACUCUGACAACGAGACUGUGGAGUCUGUCUCCAGCAACAUCGAUGAUAAGACAAUGCACGAAACAUACAUGUGGCCAUUCCAAGACGCAUUGAAAGCCGGUGCUGGAAACAUCAUGUGCUCUUACAACCGUGUCAACAACUCCUACGCUUGCCAGAACAGCAAGACACUCAAUGGCCUGCUCAAGACCGAGCUCGGCUUCAAUGGAUUUGUCGUGACCGAUUGGUAUGGUCAACACUCUGGUGUGGCUGCUGCAUUGGCCGGUCUUGACAUGGCGAUGCCUACCGGCCUGACCUUCUGGGGUUCUGAUUUCACCGAAGCCAUCAAGAACGGCAGUGUCCCUCUCUCUCGACUGGAUGACAUGGCAACAAGAAUCAUCGCAACAUGGUACCAGAUGGGCCAGGACUCAUCGAGCUACCCUUCCCUCGGCGUUGGAAUGCCCUACAACCUCAGUGCUCCACACGAGAUUGUCAGCGCUCUCACCAAAGAGGCCAAGCCCGUUCUUUUCGAGGGUGCCUUGGAAGGACACGUCCUUGUCAAGAACCUGAACAACGCCCUCCCUCUGAAGUCGCCAAAACUCAUCUCCGUCUACGGAUGGGAUGCUGCCGCUCCCCCAGCAUACAUGCCUAACACGGCCCUCACCUCUGAUCCCUGGGAGUACGGCUACGAGCCCGCGCUUGCCGCCGAAGCCGGCUUCCUCGGGAGCACCGACAUCAUCAACGAGCCAUACGACUACCAGGUCGCCUUCAACGGCACCCUCAGCGUGGGAGGUGGCUCCGGCGCCAACGCAGGCCCCUACAUCAGCGCGCCCCUCGACGCCCUCCAGCAGCGAGCAUACGAGGACAACACCGUCGUGAUGUGGGACACGAGCGUGAACCCCAACACGCUGGGCGUAAUGGAGGCCUCGGACGCCUGCAUCGUCUUCAUCAACGCCUUCUCCACCGAGGGCCUCGACCGCUCCGGCACAUACGACAGCUACUCCGACGCGCUCGUGACCAAGGUCGCAAAGACCUGCGCCAACACCAUCGUCGUCAUCCACAACGCCGGAACCCGCAUGGUCGAGUCCUUCGCUGACAACGCCAACGUCACCGCCAUCGUCUUCGCCCAUCUCCCCGGCCAAGACUCCGGCCGUGCCAUCGCCUCCCUGCUCUACGGCGACGACAACUUCUCCGGAAAGCUGCCCUACACCGUCGGCAAGAACGAGUCCGAUUACCCGUCCUACUGGCACGAUUACGCCGUUGCGCCCUACGAGCUCUUCCCGCAGUCCAACUUUACCGAGGGCAGUCUGACGGAUUACAAGUGGUUUGAUGCGAAGGGGAUCACGCCGCGCUACGAGUUCGGCUUCGGUCUUUCGUACACUACUUUCGGCUUCUCGGAGCUGAAGGUGUCCGGCCUGGAAAGCGGACUUGCGGCGUACCCUACCGGCCACAUUGAGCAGGGUGGUCAGGUUGAUCUGUGGGAUUCUAUCGUGACUGUUACGGCCACUGUUAAGAACACCGGAAGCAAGGCUGGUGCUGAGGUUGCUCAGCUUUAUGUUGGUAUUCCCGGUGCUGCGGUGCGCCAGCUUCGUGGAUUCGACAAGGUUUCGAUUCCGGCUGGCAAGUCUACUGAGGUUUCUUUCACGCUUGCCCGUCGUGAUCUGAGCACUUGGGAUGUGACGGCGCAGAAGUGGCUCUUGCAGAGUGGAGAGUACAAGAUCUAUGUUGGAUCGUCUAGUCGGGAUUUGCCUCUGACUACUACAUUGAAGAUUACUACUAAGUGA